Messenger RNA from Saccostrea cuccullata (small rock oyster), 1371 nucleotides. RefSeq names its product GATA zinc finger domain-containing protein 14-like. The transcript has 4 exons. Lineage: Eukaryota; Metazoa; Mollusca; Bivalvia; Ostreida; Ostreidae. Bases 1 to 1371 code for a protein of 456 amino acids. The record is from RefSeq and is a predicted model, not a curated record.
AUGAUACAAAUUAUACAAACCACCAAGGAUACAAAUCAGACAAAUCCACCAAUGAUACAAAUCAGACAAACCACCAAGGAUACAAAUCAGACAAAACCAUCAAGGAUACACAAACCACCAAGCAUACAAAUCAGACAAAACCAUCAAGAAUACAAAUCAGACAAGACCACCAAGCAUACAAAUCAGACAAACCACCAAGGAUACAAAUCAGACAAAAAUGCAUGCAAGGGUACAAAUCAGACAAAAACACAUGCAAGGGUACAAAUCAGACAAAACCACCAAGGAUACAAAUCAGACAAAACCACCAAGAAUACAAAUCAGACAGACCACCAAGGAUUCAAAUCAUACAAGACCACUAAGGAUACAAAUCAGACAAAACCACCAAGGAUACAAAUCAAACAAACCACCAAGGAUUCAAAUCAUACAAGACCACCAAGAAUACAAAACCACCAAGAAUACAAAUCAGAAAAAAUCACCAAUAAUAAAAACCAAACGAAACCACCAAGAAUACAAAUCAGAAAAAAUCACCAAGAAUACAAAUCAGACAAACCACCAAGGAUACAAAUCAGACAAACCACCAAGGAUACAAAUCAGACAAACCACCAAGGAUACAAAUCAGACAAACCACCAAGGAUACAAAUCAGACAAACCACCAAGGAUACAAAUCAGACAAACCAUCAAGGAUACAAAUCAGACAAAAACACUUGCAAGGGUACAAAUCAGACAAAACCACCAAGGAUACAAAUCAAACAAACCACCAAGGAUUCAAAUCAUACAAACCACCAAGGAUACAAAUCAGACGAACUACCAUUGAUACAAAUCAGACAAAACCACCAAGAACACAAAUCAAACAAACCACCAAGGAUACAAAUCAGACAAGAUCACCAAGGAUACAAAUCAAAUCACAUGCAAGGGUACAAAUCAGACAAAACCACCAAGGAUACAAAUCAGACAAAACCACCAAGGAUACAAAUCAGACAAAACCACAUGCAAGGGUACAAAUCAGACAAAAACACAUGCAAGGACAAAACCACCAAGGAUACAAAUCAGACAAAUCACCAAGAAUACAAAAUCAGACAAACCACCAAGGAUACAAAUUAUACAAAACCAAAGGAUACAAAUCAGACAAAACCACCAAGGAUACAAAUCAGUCAAAACCACCAAGGAUAUAAAUCAGACAAAACACCAAGGAUACAAAUCAGACAAAACCACAUGCAAGGGUACAAAAGAGACAAGACCAACAAGGAUUCAAAUCUGACAAACCUACAAGGAUACAACUCAAACAAACACCAAGGAUACAAAUCAGACAAACCACCAAGAAUACAAAUCAGACAAACCACCAAGGAUACAAAUCAGACGAACUACCAUUGA